Messenger RNA from Nematocida ausubeli, 1035 nucleotides. RefSeq lists its product as uncharacterized. NCBI's taxonomy places the organism in Eukaryota, Fungi, Microsporidia. Gene Ontology annotation, biological process: protein farnesylation. The coding region runs from base 1 to 1035 and encodes 344 amino acids. Gene Ontology annotation, cellular component: protein farnesyltransferase complex. The transcript has a single exon. Gene Ontology annotation, molecular function: protein farnesyltransferase activity. The record is from RefSeq and is a predicted model, not a curated record.
AUGUACGAUGAUGAAGGACUUUCAACUAAAUCCUCAGUAGAUGCGAUUCACUUGAAUUCUACGUUAAAAAAAAGAGUAUCUGUACUGGAUAAGGAUGCACACAUAGAAUAUUUGAUUAAACAAAUGAAUAAACCCUUAAACAUAGGAUAUACUUCGUUAGUUCCAUGGGUGUCUUCCUGGAUUGCAAAUGCCCUUUAUGUUAUACUGGGUAGAGAAGAGUUCUAUGCAUCAUUAAACCAUAAACUGUCAAAGUUGCAUGACAUUGCCUUGCAGAUAGUGGGGCUACAACAGAGCAAUUCAGGAAUAUCUCCGGAUCGCAGCCAACUCCCUAACUUAGGAUGCACGUACGCAGGACUAGUCUUCUUGAAGGUAAUGAAAAAAGACCAUAUGCUUGAUAGAGAUGGAAUAAUCAAGUUUAUAACAGAAAUGAAAGUGAAAAAUGGAUUUACAAUGUAUUCAGAUGGCGAAAUAGACCCCAGGUCAAUUUAUUGUGCAGUUGCAACAUACUCCAUCUUGCAUUCAGACACAAUCUCGGAAGAUUCACAGUUCAAUCCGCUUUCAACACCAGAGGGAAAAGAGCUAUUUGGUGACACAGUUGAGAUAUUGAAAAGCCUCCAAACAUACGAAGGCGGGUUUGCUGCGGCCCCUGGGGAAGAGGCGCAUGCAGGAUACUCUUAUUGCGUGAUUGCAGCAUUAAAAAUACUUGGGGUGGAUGUAUCUGAGGAUAGCCUAUUGCGAAAUUGGCUGCUACAGAGGCAGGAUGAAAUUAACAAGGGAUUUACUGGGCGCACGAAUAAGACAUCAGAUUCUUGCUAUAAUUUCUGGGUAGGCGCAUCAUACAGGAUGCUUGGUUUGGGAAUUAUUUCCAAUUCUGGGCUAGCUGAAUAUACAUUCUGCAAUUGCCAGGACGAGAAUGGGGGUGUAAAGAACAUUCCUGAAUCACAUGCAGAUGUUUACCACACGGCUUAUGCCUUAAUUGGUCUAUACAUUGUGAAUGAAAAUGACUUUAAUUAUGUACUUGGGAUGCCCGUGUAG